AUGUUCUACCGUGCUGGUUCUCUUCUGCUGGUUCUGCUGGUUCUCGGCUGCCUCCAGACCUUCACCCAGGCUGAGAAUGGAAACGGACCAACCGAAUGCUGUUUCAGUUUCUUCAAGCAUCCAAUCCCUGUAAGAGUUAUCACAGCGUAUAAAGAAACCAGACCCGACUGUACGAAGCCCGGACUCAUUUUCACUCUGACGAAUGGGAAGCGUCUGUGUGCCGCGCCCGGUGUGAAGUGGGUAAAAAGAUGCAUCGAGAAAAUUGACAAGCGCCUGUUGGGAGUUUCAUCCUGA
Trichomycterus rosablanca is the source of this 294-nucleotide messenger RNA. RefSeq names its product C-C motif chemokine 3-like. Gene Ontology annotation, cellular component: extracellular region. Gene Ontology annotation, biological process: immune response. The coding region runs from base 1 to 294 and encodes 97 amino acids. The record is from RefSeq and is a predicted model, not a curated record. Gene Ontology annotation, molecular function: chemokine activity. Lineage: Eukaryota; Metazoa; Chordata; Actinopteri; Siluriformes; Trichomycteridae. The transcript has 3 exons.